GAAUCCCAAAGUGGAAACAGUAUUCCACUCCAGUGUCUCGUAUUGUGCUUUUCUUCAGAUUCUUACUGAACGUUUUUUUUUCAAUCUUCAACUCCGAAACAUUUCUAAACGACAUGUCUCAAGUGAUAGAUUAUUCUUACUUCAUGAACAAUCGCUCUGUGAGAAGACGUCCUGCCUUGACAAGGGAGAUAACCAAGAGACAGUACGGUGCUUCCAAGGACUUGAUUUCUCUGGCCGAAGGUGUACCAAACGAAGUCACGUUUCCUUUUGAAAAAUUCACCGUCAAGCUUAAAGAUGGUACCGAGUUCGAUAUCGCAGGACAGGAACUUACAGCAGCUCUCCAAUACAUUCCGACUCAAGGUUACCCCCCUCUUGUAAAGUCAGUCAAGGAGUUCAUGAGACGUGUUCACGAUGUAUCGAACUGGGAUAAAUACGAAACUUUGGUUACCGGUGGUUCACAGGAAGCAAUGAGCAAGGCCCUUGAGAUGAUCCUGAACGAAGGGGAUAGCAUUCUAGUUCAAGAUCCAUACUAUGCUGGAACUGAAGCUAUUUUGAAACCAUACAAUAUAAAAGUAAUUGGAGUGGAGCAAGAUCGCUAUGGAGUUAUUCCAAAGAAAUUGAUCGAAGCAUUGGAAAAUUGCAAAAAAUAUACAGAAGAGGGCGGAGGGAAUAUGCCAAAAGUAAUCUACCUCAAUCCAACAGGUAACUUACGUAAAAUGCACAUAUCAAGUGCUACUAUCCACUCGAGCGUACUGUCGCAGGUCAUUCUGGAAAAGCUCUUCCAACUGUGGGGAAUCGACGGUCUCCUGUCCUACUUCGCAAGAGUCAGAGCAUUCUACAAAGUUCGUUGCGACUACACCAUGGCAUCUAUGGAACGACACCUGAAGAAUCUUUGCGAAUGGGAAGUCCCCACCGGAGGGAUGUUCAUCUGGUUCAAAGUCCUAGGAGUAUCAGACGUGUAUGAAAUGCUCCUGAAUCGCGGACUCAAGAAACACAUUACUUUCAUUCCCGGGCAGAACUACAUGGCGGAUCCAACCAAAGCCUGCAACUAUGUCCGUGCGUCCUACAGCAAGGCCAGCUUGCAGCAGAUCGACAAGGCCAUGCAAAUUUUGGCAGAACUGAUAAGGGAGGAGCAUGUUUUGUUGCGCAGAAAGUUGGAUAAUCUGGGCAAUGACAUUAUCAGAUAGGUUUGAAUCGGAAGUAGCGCAGGAAAAUACAGGACCUACAAGAAGCCCGAUAUUUGGGCUUUCAUAACGGGGGGAAGGCUUAUUUUUUCACAUCGCGAAGGAAAGAGAGAGUUUUGCCGCUAUCAAAUCCUUGGGUUGUGAAAGAAAACGCCUUUCUGCGAAAUAUAAGAGAUUCCAACGGAGUGGAUAGCUGAAGCUAGCAAGAGAAACGAAAAGGGGAAUAAUAUUUCCAAUUUCUAAUUCAAGGCAUCUGCGCUACCUUUUCAUUUAUAGUAAUAGUAUUUUCAUGUUCACUGGUGUGGGGUUUUACACUGCUUUCUCUCCAUCUAUCGGCUAGGGAUGGAAACAGCUUUCGUUAGAUUCCUUUUUAAGCCGAGUGAGCUCGUUUGGUUCCGCUGAGGUAGAUGGCGACUGUAGUUGCAUGUUUGAGAAAAUUCUAAGUGUUGUAAUCAAUAGAUGUUCAUGUAAUGGAAUUAUCAAGUUACAGAAACGUAGCAUUAAAGAGAAAGAAUAUGGAUUGUGUGGUUUUAAUGAUUUUAACAAUAAUCAAUAAAUGAGUUCAAUUUUA
This is a messenger RNA of Leptinotarsa decemlineata (Colorado potato beetle), 1755 nucleotides long. Its product is annotated as aromatic amino acid aminotransferase DDB_G0287711. Gene Ontology annotation, molecular function: pyridoxal phosphate binding; L-kynurenine:2-oxoglutarate transaminase activity. Lineage: Eukaryota; Metazoa; Arthropoda; Insecta; Coleoptera; Chrysomelidae. The record is from RefSeq and is a predicted model, not a curated record. Gene Ontology annotation, biological process: biosynthetic process.